AGGCUGGAAGUAGUGCAGUCGAAUGUGUUGAGCUCAAAACUCCGACCGUAAGAGGAGCACGUGAAUGCAACACGAGGUCCAGUACUGAGUGAAGCGGCACGAGAUCCUCAGAGGAGGACUGGCUGAGUGAGGGAGCAGAAGACCGAGGGAGGAUCGCAGUGUCGGAUACUAACAUCUCUACUUUAAUCUGCACAGGAGAUGAAAUCCACGUUUUAAGCGCGCGAAAAAACUUUACUCCAGCCCGACAAAAUGACGGUGGAUUUUGAAGACUGCAUUAAAGAUUCACCCCGGUUCAGGGCAAACAUUGAUGAGGUGGAGACGGAGGUUGUGGAGAUCGAGGCGAAACUAGAUAAGCUGGUGAAGCUAUGCAGCGGGAUGAUUGAAGCGGGGAAGGCGUAUGUGAGCGCCAACAAACUCUUCGUCAACGGCAUCCGGGAUCUGUCCCAGCAGUGCAAGAAGGAUGAGAUGAUCUCGGAGUGCCUGGAAAAGUGCGGGGAAAGCCUCCAGGAGAUCAUCAACUACCACAUGAUACUGUUUGAUCAAGCUCAGAGGUCUGUGAAGCAGCAGUUGCACAACUUUGUGAAAGAGGAUGUUCGGAAGUUCAAGGAGACCAAGAAGCACUUUGACAGGGUGCGAGAGGAUAUGGAAAUAGCGCAGGUGAAGAACGCCCAGGCGCCGAGGAACAAGCCUCACGAGGUCGAGGAAGCCACCAGCACGCUCAGCAUCACCCGCAAGUGCUUCCGACACCUCGCCCUGGAUUACGUACUACAGAUCAAUGUCCUCCAGGCGAAGAAGAAAUUUGAGAUCCUAGAUGCAAUGCUGUCAUUCAUGCACGCCCAGUACUCGCUGUUCCAGCAGGGCUACAACCUGCUGGAUGAGAUCGACCCGUACAUGAAGAAACUGGCUGCUGAGCUGGAUCAGCUGGUGAUUGAUUCAGCCAUGGAGAAGAGGGAAAUGGAGCAUAAACAUGCCACCAUUCAGCAGAGGACCCUCAUGCAGGACUUUUCGUAUGACGACUCUAAGGUGGAGUUCAACGUGGAUGCUCCUAAUGGUGUGGUGAUGGAGGGAUACCUGUUCAAGAGGGCCAGCAACGCCUUUAAGACCUGGAACAGACGGUGGUUCUCCAUACAGAACAGUCAGCUGGUCUAUCAGAAGAAGCUCAAGGAUUCUCUGACGGUGGUGGUGGAAGACCUCCGGCUGUGCUCCGUUAAACCAUGUGAGGACAUCGAGAGGCGCUUCUGCUUUGAGGUCGUAUCCCCCUCCAAGAGCUGUAUGCUUCAGGCUGAAUCAGAGAAGCUACGACAAGCCUGGAUUCAGGCAGUUCAAGCGAGCAUCGCUUCAGCCUACAGAGAGAGUCCAGAUACCUACUAUAUAGAGCAUCUGGACAGAACUGCCUCCCCGUCCACCAGCAGUAUUGAUUCAGCCAGUGAGCCACGGGACCGCAGCGCCCGGGGGGAGACCAUCCUGCAGCGGAUCCAGUGUCUGCCGGGGAACGAGCAGUGCUGUGACUGCAGCCAGGCCGACCCCCGCUGGGCCUCCAUCAACCUGGGCAUCCUGCUGUGUAUCGAGUGCUCCGGCAUCCACAGGAGUCUUGGGGUUCACUGUUCGAAGGUUCGCUCACUCACACUGGACUCAUGGGAACCAGAAUUAUUAAAGUUGAUGUGUGAGCUUGGAAAUAGUGUCAUCAACCACAUCUAUGAAGGCUCAUACCAAGAACAAGGUCUGAAGAAACCAUUACCCUCCAGUUCAAGGCAGGAGAAAGAGGCUUGGAUUAAGGCGAAGUAUGUUGAAAAGAAAUUCCUGAAGAAGCUGGGCUCCACAGAGAUACUCAUCAACGGAGAGAGGAAGCCCGACCGGCGGUGGAGUGUAAAGAAGUGUCGGAGACACAACAGUGCAACCACAGUAUCCAAAACACGGCGAAGAUACCGACAAGAGCCCGGAAGCACCUCCCCUUCGACCCUCUCCUCAGCUGCUGCUAAGUUCAGACGAGACUCCCUGUUUUGUCCUGAUGAGCUGGACUCUCUCUUCUCUUACUUUGAUACAGGAUCUGGGCCUCGAAGCCUAAGCAGUGACAGCGGGUUGGGAGGCAGCACAGACGGCAGCACAGACAUCCUGGUGUUUGGCUCAGUGGUGGACAGCGUCACAGAGGAGGAGUGUGAGGUCUCCGAGGACUCGAGUGGCGAAGCAGAGCUGGAGGCCGAGCCAGAGACGUCAGACCCGGAGGACAUAAGGGACCUUCAUCCCGGCGCGCUGCUGUACAAGGCCUCAAAGGCCCGCAACCUGCCCGUCAUGGCCGAAGCACUCGCUCACGGGGCCGACGUCAGUUUGGUCAGCGACGAGGAUGAAGGGAAGACGCCCCUCAUACAGGCAGUGAUUGGCGGUUCGCUGAUCGCCUGCGAGUUCCUGCUCCAGAACGCUGCUGACGUCAACCAAAGAGACGCACGAGGGAGGGGCCCGCUGCAUCACGCCACAUAUCUGGGACACACAGGGCAGGUGUGUUUAUUCCUCAAAAGAGGAGCUACACAGAACGACGGGGAUGAAGAUGGCCAGGAUCCUUUAAGUAUAGCUGUACAGCAAGCCAAUGCAGAUAUAGUCACACUCCUGCGUUUGGCCAGGAUGAACGAGGAGAUGCGGGAGUCGGAGGGACCCUUUGGACAGCCAGGUCAAUACCCAAUCAGCAGUCCCACUGAGCAACAGUAUAAGAAAUGCAUUCAGGAGUUUAUCUGUCUCAAUAUAGCAGAGUGCUAGAAUAAAGCCCAGUCAGGUUUAAACAGUGUAAAACCAGUGCAGGGGGUGCCAAGAGACAUUGGACUGACUGAGAGAGACUUUUCACCACCAGAUUAACUUCAUCUCUACAUCAGAUAUAUCCAGAAUAUUUCUAGUGUUCCUCCCCCCAGCACUGUCUAUCUACAUUAGACCAGAAACCAGAGUCCACCAGCAGUCAGCUCCCCUCUCAGGAUCACACAUGAACUCAGUGUUAACCUCCUUUUUAAAUGAUGUCAGAUUUAGAGCGACGGACUUUUGCCAAAAAAAACAAAAACAAAUCAGUGUAGAUGGGCGUAGUGAGGUCCGAUCAGUCCGAUCACUGCAGACUUGAGAAAUCACUGACAGGGAACAGCAGCAAUCAGUAAUCCACCAACAAAGUCAUCAGCAGUGUAUACGGGACCGACUUUGCCCUUUAAUCUGGAGGUUUUACAGGGUACAGGGUCCCAACAGUUCUAGGUUUAAUUUCAUCGUGUUGUUAUUGUAGUGCUACGUGGGAGGAGAUAUUUUGGGCGCCCUUGGUUCUAGAAGUAACAGUGGAAUUUAUUUUUAUCUUAGACAGUGUUACAUGACUGUUACAGUUGGAUGAGAAAAAUAUCUGGUUCCAUGAUAAAGAGUCAAAGUCCAUGUACAUAAAAACUUUAAUAAUAUAAUAAUAAUUUAACUACAACUCCCAAUGUGCAUUUCAGCAAGAACCAUCCAAUCACAGAGCAGGGAAGUUUCAAGUCUGGGCCAGUUGAAGGUGAAUUGAGCAACCAUGGUGCCGUCUUUUGUCCCCAACUGCAAUGACAGUGUGUUUUGAAUUGGUUAAUACCUCUAACUGGCUUCUUCUCCAUGGCAACAGCAGCCUAAGCUCAUGGGUAUUGUAGUAUUUAAGAGCCGUUCACCAUAUCCAAAUGACAUGUUUUCUCAGAAACGUAGAAAUAAUUAAAACUGAUGGUCAUAACAUGAACCUGUCUUGUAGAGUCUUGUAAUUCUGUAUAAAGACAAAUUUAAAUGGGAAUUACAGAAUUGGGGGUAAAACACUUCUGGAACCAGCCCUCCCACUUCACAGCUCUUUACAGUAUUUGUAGCCCAGAUGAGUUUGGGAAUGAUGCCAAACUGACGAGGACAGGGUCGUGCCGCCAAUUCACUCAACUAAAUCUGAUCUGGCUGUGCUUUUUUUUUUUUUUUUACUUACCUUAGGAUCUGUUGUCCAUGCACAUGUGAUCAGUGGAGGUAGCGCUCUUUCUUUUAAAUUGUAACGGUCAUUGAGGGGUAACUGUGUGAGGCUGUGAUAACUGUGACUGAGAGUAAAUGAUCAUGGAGUCAUUUCUCUGAAUCGAUCGAGAGACUGAUCAAGUGAAGCUUUUAUGUUUAAUUAAAAGCAAAAUUAUGCACUUUUUUCUUACCAACAGUGAUUUUGGAUUUUCUUUUUGCGCCUAUGUCGUUGUACCGUCUUUUUUCUUUUUCUCAGAAUAGGUUUGAAUUUUUUCUUUUUUUUAUUUAUAACAAAAAUCCCAGAGCAAUAGUGCAAUGAUUAUUUCAGUACAGAUAAUCUGUAUUUUUUGUAUUAUGUUUGACAACAAUGCAGAUGGUAUUUUUUUAAGCUGGAUAUAUUUUGUUAGAUUUUAUUUUGCUGAGCACUCACACACAGUGCCAGUAUUAUAUUCUCAUUAUGAGAAAGCAAGCCAAUACUCCACAGUCUCACUAUAUUAUAAUCACUUGGAGUAAUUUUACAGUACAAACUGCAGUGGGAGGUGGACAUUUUUGAUAAACCACACUUACAUGUAUUACUGUAUAGUAUUUGUAUGUUAAAAUGUUUGUUUAUGUAAUAUAAUUAGGCCUAUAUUAGAUUUGUUCUUCAGUUAUAGUGCAUGGGUGGCUACUGCUCAGGUGUUCCUAAGCCCUGUUGCUUUUGUUUACUUCUGUACCCAGUGUAUCUGAAUAUAUGACAUUUAGUAUUGUUGAAUAAUGUUACUAUCCGUAUCAUAUAUAUAUAUAUAUAUAUAUAUAUACUGCCAAAUCAUGACAAAAGUGCAUGGAAUGACAUUCAUGACAGAAAUCAAUAGACUGAACACCCCUUUCCUGCUGUCUUACAUUGGCUGGAUAAUGUUUCUGCGAAAAGCUUGAUGACAAUGAACAUGGCAGCUAAGCCGUGGCCCAAAACUAUGUUUAUUUUUAUUUGACCCACUUCGUAGUUCACAGUAAAUGACAGUGAUCCAGAAUGUGCUGGAGACGACUGUUGGUCAAAGCAUCGAUCAGCCUCGUCUGUGACUGACCACGUUGUUGCUCACAUGUUAUGAGGCAAAAUUAGCCUAAAGAACAUUGUCCUUCUUUUACUAAUGACUGUUGGGGUUUAGUUCACACCAAAGACCAGAGACGGUUUUUCAGACAGCCACCAAGUAUUUGUGAUAUUUUCUUUCUCAAAGCAGGCCAUGAUUUUUUGUAUACCUUUAAGGGACUGUACACAAAUUAUUUUGGUGGGGAAUGGGGGGGGGGGGGUUAAACUUUAUAUUUUGCUUGCAAGGCUAGCUGGUGAGCUAUUGCAGCUGGAGAGCUAACUGCUAACAUGCUAGCCAGCGGGGAACAUGUUUGUCACUAUAGUUCUCUGAGGUUCUUGCUAUGUCCUCUGUCCUUUUAUUUUUCUUGAUUGCUCAUUAUUUCAAUCAGUAAAGAGUUUUAUUGAAGGAAGAAAAAAGCUCUCCAAGCUAACAAGCUUGCUAACGGUCAGUUAAUAGCAUUACCUGUAACUUAGCAAGCUUGUUGGCUUCUUUGCUAAUGGAACAAUAAGAUCAUACAGUUUAUUCAGCUCAUUGCCCUUUUAGAGGAGUUUACACGCUUCCUUCAUUUUGGACUCUCUGGCUUUACGUCCCCUCAAAGGUCAGCACUGUCAAAACAGCCUUCUGUUGUUGGUUGGUGUUCACCAAAGUUGACCUUCCUCCUUGAUAAUUCCCAUAUUGUCCCUUGCUUGUAUUUGCCAACAUGUGUUUGGAGUCCUUUAGCAGUGAAAGAUUUUUAAAGGAUGUGGCAGCGACAGAAAGAUCAACUCACUUGUUCUCCUUUCCCUUAUUGCUUGUCAGAGAUAGAGUCAACGCACUUUGAAACACACAAUCUCUCUUAAUCCAGCCUUUUUCUUAUUUAGUGCAGUACGUUACAAAAGUUCACCGGAAGCAGACUACUAGAUGAAUGAUGUCAACACUAACCAAACAAUCAUUUACAUCGAGCCACUGAAUGAUUAUGUCUUGUACAGUAAUGUGUCUACAGCGUAUGAGUCAGUAUGUCAACAUGUUGACUGUUGUGUAUAUAAACUAAAAACUAUUAACACUUUAACUGCUUGCUUCUUACAUGCAAUUUUUAACUUUGUUGUAUUUUUUCCUCUCUGACUGUUAUCUGUACAAUUUCUUCGAAUAUUGUAAGAGAACGUUUGUCUCUGAAAACACGGUACCUGUGCAUAUUAACACUAACUGCUACCUAUGUUUGUUUUUUGUUUAAUAACUCCUCCCAGUGUCUUCGAAAAUGAUACUGAAAAUAAAUGGAAGAUGUGACUAAACGCUAA
Messenger RNA from Seriola aureovittata, 6301 nucleotides. Its product is annotated as arf-GAP with coiled-coil, ANK repeat and PH domain-containing protein 3-like. Gene Ontology annotation, cellular component: cytoplasm. NCBI's taxonomy places the organism in Eukaryota, Metazoa, Chordata, Actinopteri, Carangiformes, Carangidae. Gene Ontology annotation, molecular function: protein binding; GTPase activator activity. The record is from RefSeq and is a predicted model, not a curated record. The transcript is spliced from 24 exons. The coding region runs from base 250 to 2748 and encodes 832 amino acids.